AUGAGUGACACAGCCCCCCAGAAGCCUCAGCAGGACCAGUCCUCAGGAAGUGGUCUCACUGCGGUAUCCCGACACCCGUGCAUCUCCGACCCCAUCGCCUCCAAGCGCGUCUGCUUCUACAAGAGCGGGGACCCCCAGUUCAGCGGGCUUAGGCUGGUCAUCAACAGCCGUACCUUCAAGACCUUUGACGCCCUACUGGACAGCCUGUCGAAGAAAGUCCCGCUGCCUUUUGGAGUGAGGAACAUCACCACCCCGAGAGGGGUGCACGCGGUCAAGACCCUGGAGGAGCUGCGGGAUGGACAGUCCUACAUCUGCUCUGACCAGAAGAAGGUCAAACCAAUCAACCUGGAGAUGGCCAGGAAGAAGCUGCCGCCGUGGUACAGUGCCCGGCCAGUCAGCGCCCGCCGGAGGGCCAUUCAGCUGGCGCGGCAGAACAUGGGCCGGUCUGCCAGAAGGGAAAACCCACUGGGGGUGUGGACACCCAAGAGGCUAGUGGUCUUCAGGAACGGAGACCCCAGCGUGAAGCACACCGUCCUGCUGCAGAGGAAAACCAUGCAGACCUUUGAGGCUCUGUUGGAUUACAUGUGUGAGAUCAUGCAGUUCCCAGUGGUGAAGCUAUACACUGCAGAUGGGAGAAGGGUGGAUGGUCUUCCAGCACUGAUUCUAUGUUCAGGAGCAGUUGUUGCUACAGGCCGUGAACCCUUCAAGUCAGGCAACUAUGAUCUUCUGAAACCCUCCCUGCCCACACGGCUUCCUGCAACAUCCAGUCGUGUCAUUCCAAAUAGGCUACAGCCAAAGACUCGUAAGUCUAAAUCACGAUCCAGUAGCUCAAAGUCCAGGAAUUUCUCUUUGUCGUCUGAGAAGUACUUUGUGAAUCAGAUCCAGAACUCCAUCACGGGAAGUGUGUAUGAUCUCCCCAGUAACCUCACUGGUUCGGUGGAGAUGGACCCAAACACCACACUGGGAUCUGUGGAGGCGGAGACUUGCACCUGUGCAGGAGAUUUGGGGGAGGACCACCACCUUGUGCCUCCCGAUGAUGAUAUAGAAAAGUCCUUCCGGGUCAACCAAGAUGGCAGCAUGACUGUGGAGAUGAAGGUACGACUGACAAUAAAGGAGGAAGAGACAGUACACUGGAGUACCACGUUAACAAGGUCCAGUGUUGCCAAUCAGCUCAACAUGGCUUGCCUCACACAGCCAGAGCAGGACAGUUGCACACCGGAUUCAAGCACUGUGCCAUCUAAAGACAAUGAUGGGCUAGAUCCUGAUGGAUAUGAAUCGAAGGAUGAGAACAAUAUCCUACCAAAUGAAAACGGGCCUAUUUGUGAAGAGGAAGAGGAUGAAACAUAUGGUGCAGGAUCUGAGGCAUGGCAGCCCACUUCUAGGAGGGCACCAACCCCUGGGCCAAGAAGCAUUAGAAAGAAACAGGCCUCAGUGGAAAGCAUCAAAAUGGAAACUGAAACAGGAAUACAGGAAAAUGUAGUUGGGACAUACUCCUACACAGAAGAAACUGUUGAAGGCAAAGUUACGGAGGAGUGCUGCAUAGUAAGACAGUGCAACAGCAAGCCCAUUCCCAAACCCAGGAAUUUGGGGUCCAUGGAAAUCAAUAAUAACAAACUGCAAUCCACCAUUGAUCCAUCAGGAGUAUCGGAAAUCCUACAUGAAGAGGAAAUUACAGAAACAGUGCUGCACAUAUAUGAGCAACAGAGCUGUCAUGACAAUUUCUUUGCCAAUACACAAUUCCAUGUUCGGAGCCAGUGUGAAUCAAUGCAUGGGAGACCUGCGUCUACCGACACAGGCCUUUAUUCUGCCAGCAAUGACUUUGAACUGGACCUAAGGAGACCAUUCACAGCUUCAGAAUCUCUGAGUGGCAGAAGGGCUGAGACCUUGUCCUUAUCGUCAGAGCCCAGGGUCCCAGCUUGCAAGAACAGAACUGAUCUCACCACUGACUAUGACAUUCAAACUGUUGCUAAUUCAGAAAGAGAAUGUGCAGGAUCAGCAGAGUACCUGGACAUAAGACACAUGCUAGAAAAACUGAGUUUAUCAAUUCAAGAAAUCAGACAGAUUUCAGAACAUAGACAACCUUCUUGUAUGGAGAAGUCACACAGCUUACCAGACUUUUCAUCCUACGUGGCUUCUACAUUUGGUUCAUCCCCCCAGGCACUCCUUGCAUUUUUAUCAGUUAUGACUUUAAAGGAAGGAAUCUCAAACACAAAAACUAACGAACCACUAGUUAACAAUACAUCAUGCACUGAGGCUUUGAAAAUGAUGGAAUCUUUGAAGAAAAUAGCCAGCAUUGAAGAUGCAGAUGAGCUGAAGGUUAGCCUUUCAGAUUUGCAAAAGUCUACAUCCUCACAGUUGUUGCAGAACUGGAAGAGUUUUCAGGAACUCAGUGACAAGGCUCAAAAUCACAGGCUAUCGUCCAACUUUGAACAUGAGUUAUCAUUUGAAACAUGCCAAGACCAAAGCUAUAGAAAUGAGGAACAGCCCUUUGAUAUUCAGGAAUUAGUGGAGGAACUUAGCACAAAUACCAAACUCCAAGAAGAGUUGUCGACCCUUGUCAAUAGAAAGACAAGUGAUGUAAACAUGAGUGAAGUCCCUAUGGAGAACUCUGAAAUGAAUGACACUGCAGAAUCUUACCCUGGGGAGAGAUUAAAUGAUCUUAAAGAAUCAGGUGUAGAAGAAGAGACAAUCAACUUCAUAGAAUCAAACUUUGAACAGGAAGUGGGAGAUUAUGUUAAAUCAAUCAUUCAAAAUGUCACAAGUGCACUCAUAGCGGACACUGGAAGCACUGUUAGAGUUGGUACUAAAAAAGCUGAUUUUUCAGCUUUACAACAGGCAGAGAUCAGCAAAGAGCCAGAAGGCUGUACAGAAGAGCCAGUUGACCAAGAAAAAAAGCAGGAGGGCCAUGAAGAAGAGCACAAUAUUUAUGAAGAAGGAACAGAUAGAUAUGCAGAACAACCACUCUGCUAUGAUGAAAAUCAGGGCAAUUUCAUAGAACACUCAGCUAUCUGUCAAGGGGAGGAGCUUAUCCAUGAAAAUUGGCAGUGGACUUGUGAGGUAGAGCAGGGAAGCUAUGUAGAAAAAGAGGUUUGUUGUGCCGAACAAAGUGGUUGUGUAGAAGAGCAAGCUGAAGACCCAGAAAAGCAGAAGAGUAAUGAAAAAGAGAGGGCCAACUAUGUGGAAGAGCAAGUAAGCUAUGAUGCAGAAAAGACUAGCUAUGUAGAACAGACUGGUUUUGUAGAAGAACAGAAAAAUGACACAGGCAAUAAGUGCAGCCAUGAAGAGCAGCUGGCUAUCUAUGCAGAAGACCAGGCACACUGUUUAGAUAAGCAAUGUAUCUAUGAGGAGGAGCAGGGUUGUUGCCAGGAGGAUCAGGGGAGAAGCGUAAAAGAGCAAGAAAGCAAAACAGAAUGGCCGUCCAGCCAGGAUGAACAGCAGUUAAGUCCUGAUGAAGAACAGAACUGCCAUGAAAAUGAUCACGAUAGUUGUGUAGAAGAACCGGCAAAACAGUUUAACUAUGAAGAAGAACAGAAUAGCUAUGUGAAUAAACACAUUAGUUAUGAAAAAAAUGAAUCUACAUAUAAAGAGGAGAAAGCUGCUUGUAUAGGAGAACAAGAGAGUUUUACUGAACAAUGUCCAACCUAUGUAGAAAAACAGUCAAGUUAUGAAGACAAGCAAGACAGCAAAGAUGAACAACAGGCUAUGCACGAUGAGGAGCAGGUCAGGCACAUGGAAGAACAUUUCUGCUAUGUAGAAGAAAAUCAACCUAAUUGUGAAGAAGAGCAGGUUAAUAAAAGCACCCCACACAUGCAUACAACUCACAGCACAGAAGGUUCUAAUCAGCUCAACCUUGUCACUGAAGAAGCCAUGGUGGAAGACGAGUGUGUCUGGAAUAAUGUUUCCCAGUCUGUGAAAAUACUUGAGGAGUUAAACAACUCUCUGCACCCUGCUCCAUCCGCCUCCUCUUUAGCUUUUAGUUAUGACUCUAAGGGCAGCUUAAAGAGAGAAUUUGAAGGAACAAGGGUCAAGUCAAUUAGGGACCUGUUUUUAGCCAGAAGUAAUGUGGACUUCCAGUACGGCCACAAACAGCUACCUAGCCCAAAUACAUCAGACCUGUCUGACUACAGACCAGAAACAUCUGACAGCGGGGGGUACAGAUCCCAGGCAUCACUGGACACCUCUACAGAAAGUGGAGAGGAUGAAAGUGGACGACGGUCUAUUGCCAAAGGCUACGUGAGAAGAACCAUCGAGAGGCUGUAUGGGAGGAAUGACACUGCAGGCAAGCGACCUCCUUCUGGAGCAAAAGCCAAGAGAGAAAACAGACCAGGAAGCAACAGUGUUGGCAGCCUCACUGCUUUCCAUGAAGCAAAGGCCAAAGUGAUCACAGAUAUGUCCUACUUUAAUGCCACAAGCUUGUACACCACAUGUAACGAGCCGACUCAAUGCAUUGCCUUGAAAACUAAUGUGGACACAAAGGAAGGGGUUUUGAUUGACAAGGGCAGAUGGCUCCUCAAAGAGAACCAUCUGAUCAGAAAAUCCCCACCAGAGGACUCGGCAAUGCAAGAGAAUGGGGAUAGCAUGUCAGUGGAAACUGGGCCAGGCUAUGCAAGUGAUGCCGCUCCUUACUCGCACUUUGGGAGUCACAACCCUCCUCUCGCGGUCAUAUCGUCCCCAGAGUUGGAGGACCCAGGGAAAACAGCAGUGCCCAACUGCACCUACUUCAGCCUUCCCCAUGGCAGCGACUCAGAGCUUUUCCAGGAUGACCUGAACGUUAAAACAAACAGCAGCACUAAAGCAGCGAAGAAAGACUUUCAGCUUUCCCCAGCUACUGAGGAACCCAAAGUGUGCAUAGAAAAAAAUGGCAGCCUCCCAUCUUUUGCAUCUGUGGAGUUCAAGAAAACAGGCAACAAAGUGCAUCCACAAUCGGGGGCACCUGUGGUGGUAACUCAGCCUACCAGAGCACAGGGUGCCACUAACAGCAGAGCAGUCCAGGAGCAGGACCCUCUGGAGAUGCUGUACUUAAUGUGUGGUCAGCACUGUCCCAUACUGUGA
Anguilla anguilla (European eel) is the source of this 5052-nucleotide messenger RNA. RefSeq names its product oxygen-regulated protein 1-like. The record is from RefSeq and is a predicted model, not a curated record. The coding region runs from base 1 to 5052 and encodes 1683 amino acids. The transcript is spliced from 4 exons. Gene Ontology annotation, biological process: retina development in camera-type eye; axoneme assembly; photoreceptor cell development. Gene Ontology annotation, cellular component: axoneme. NCBI's taxonomy places the organism in Eukaryota, Metazoa, Chordata, Actinopteri, Anguilliformes, Anguillidae.